GGCAGCCUUAACGUUUUUCAAUAUGGAAUCCAUGUUAGCUUUGGAAAGAGAGGUACAGGAACAUCAGCAAGAUGUGGAGAAAGUCAUCGCCAGCGGAGCGUCGGACGUGGAAAGGUUCUAUGCUGGUUCCAACAUAUUUCUAACCGGAGGCUCGGGUUUCAUUGGAAAACACUUAAUUGAGAAGCUUUUUAGGUGUUGUAAUGUGAAUAAAAUUUAUUUAUUAUUACGAUCAAAAAAAGGAAAAAAUGUACAUCAACGAAUUAAUCAAAUUCUUAAAGACCCUGUAUUUGAUAGUUUACACAAACAUAAGUCAGAUUUUGUGAAAAAUAUAAUACCAAUUGUUGGAGACAUCAGUGAAAAGGAGCUAGGGAUUGGAAGUGCUGAUCAGAAUAUCAUUACCGAACAGGUAAAUAUUAUAAUCCAUGCAGCUGCAAAUGUAAAUUUUAACGAGAAUGUAAAGGCGGCAACGCUGAUGAAUGUUCGUGGAAUCAGAGAGAUAGUUCGCCUAGCUAAAUGUUGUAAACAACUAAGGUCUGUAGUUCACGUGUCGACGGCGUACAGUCACGCCACCAAGAGUCGAGUGAGACAAGCUGUGAAGGAACAGUUUUACGACAGUCCUAUACCUCCAAAUACUAUGAUAGAGAUGGCCGAAACUAUUGAACAAAACAAGUUAGAUAAUAUAAUGCAACUAUUAAAUGAAGACCAUACUAAUACGUAUACAUUCACUAAAGCAGUUGCAGAAGAAGUCGUAAGGACUGAAGCACAAGGCUUACCUAUUUGUAUUGUUCGACCAUCUGUUGUCAUAAGUUCAUACCGUGAACCUUUGCCGGGUUGGAUUGAUCCGUGGAAUAUAAACGGCCCCAGUGGCGUUAUUUUAGGAAGUUAUACAGGAAUAAUUCAUGUUUUAAAACUAACUGGUGAUAUAGUUAUAAGUUGUGUUCCAGUUGACAUAGUGACAAAUACAAUAUUAGUGGCUGCUCGGGAGAACGCAAUACAAAUCAAUCAAUCAAAUCUAGAAGAUAUUAAAAUUUAUAACGUCACAAACAACAGAAAUCCGCUAGUUUUGAGUCACUUCACCAAAAUCCUUGAUACAUCUGGAAGAAGUUUGAUAUCAUUACGGGCAAUAUGGUAUUGUUUUUGUUUAGAAACGUCUAAUUCAUUUACAAAUGUAAUACUUUUUUGGCUUUUACAUUUCAUUCCUGCAUUUUUUGCUGACAUUGCGUGCAAAAUAAUAGGAAAACGUCCAAUACUGAUAGAAACAUAUAAAAAGAUAUACAAGUUAACAUCGGCGUUGGAAUCUUUCAUGAAUAUGGAAUGGAAAUUUCAAGACGAUAACACUCUCAAUCUUUAUUUAAACCUGUCAAAUAUUGAUAGAGAUAUUUUCAACUGUGAUAUGGCAACGAUUGAUAACACAGAAAUGACACUUAUUUGGGCAUACGGCGUUCGGAAAUACAUCAUAAAGGAUCGUACUGUCAAUAAUGCUGAUCAAGUUGCAAGAAAGCAAUUUUGGUUGAAAAUAUUGACUUAUUUCAUAUUGUUUUUGUAUGUUUAUUUGUUCUAUAAAAUUAUAAUGACUAGCUAUUCGAUAAUAACUACAUUUAUAUAAAUUCUUUCUGAUUUUAAAUUGAUACUUUUUGAACAUAUAGAUAUUGAAAGCAUACAAACGCAAAUUUUAAAAAUGAUUCCAGAAUGAAAGAUUAAAAAGAUUUUAAAAAUGUUGUCUUAUUUUCAGAGAUUCUAACAAUGUAGUCGUCUUUUCUUUCCUACACUCUUUCUCUGCGUCUCUACUCCAUCUAUAAAAGUUAGGCAAUGCAUCUGUAAUUGCGGAUGUCCAUGAGUAGCGGUCGUUUCGCUAUUUCGGCCAAUUCAGGUGGUCGCAUGCUCCUUUACCACUUUAUUAUAUAAAAAAUUGACCAUUGAAUGACACAUUUAUAAAGGGCAAGAUGUAGAACAGCCUGGAAAAUAACAUAGACUAUUAGUUUUUUUUAAUACCACGCGAACGGAGUCG
Messenger RNA from Papilio xuthus (Asian swallowtail), 2008 nucleotides. Its product is annotated as putative fatty acyl-CoA reductase CG8306. The record is from RefSeq and is a predicted model, not a curated record. The transcript is spliced from 11 exons. Gene Ontology annotation, cellular component: peroxisome. NCBI's taxonomy places the organism in Eukaryota, Metazoa, Arthropoda, Insecta, Lepidoptera, Papilionidae. Gene Ontology annotation, molecular function: alcohol-forming very long-chain fatty acyl-CoA reductase (NADP+) activity. Gene Ontology annotation, biological process: long-chain fatty-acyl-CoA metabolic process. The coding region runs from base 23 to 1606 and encodes 527 amino acids.